This is a messenger RNA of Astyanax mexicanus (Mexican tetra), 1338 nucleotides long. RefSeq names its product biogenesis of lysosomal organelles complex-1, subunit 6, pallidin (gene bloc1s6). The coding region runs from base 143 to 700 and encodes 185 amino acids. Gene Ontology annotation, cellular component: extrinsic component of membrane; transport vesicle; BLOC-1 complex. The record is from RefSeq and is a predicted model, not a curated record. The transcript has 6 exons. NCBI's taxonomy places the organism in Eukaryota, Metazoa, Chordata, Actinopteri, Characiformes, Acestrorhamphidae. Gene Ontology annotation, biological process: intracellular transport.
CGCGCUGCUGUCGCUGCUGUUGCUGGUCUCAGUAAGAUGUCACAUGAUGUUUUGAAGGUCUGAUCAGUUCAGGAAGAAAUAUCUGGGGUUUUAAGUCUCAGAAAUGAUUAAAGGGUUGCUACGAUAAAAGCUUUUAGUCCUAAUGGAGCAUAAAGCUGGAGAUGCAGACUGGCCCAUCCCUCAAGGGGCGGAGCCUCCAACUAACACAGAGAGGGCGGGGCCAGGCUCGGAGGCGGGGCCAGAGGCUGAGGAGGCUGAAGCUGGAUCUGGGUCUGAACUUCAGGCUGGACCUGUGGAGGACCUGCUGAUCGUAGAUAAAGAGUCUGUGGAGAAACUAACCGAGGGGCUGAUCUCCCACUACCUUCCCCAACUACACACCUCUAAACACGCCCUGCAGGAGCUAACGCAAAAUCAAGUGAUAUUACUGGAAACUUUCGAGCAGGAGAUAACAAAGUUUCGGGAGUGUAACUCCAUGGUUGAUCUUAAUUCUUUGUUCACAGAAGCUAAACUGUAUCACAAUAAACUGGUGAACAUCCGGAAGGAAAUGAUAACUCUACACGACAAAACCUCCAAACUAAAGAAGCGAGCACUGAAGCUGCAGCAGCAGAGGCAGAGGGAGGCGCUGGAGAGAGAGCAGCAGAAAGAGAGAGAGAUGGAAAGAGAAAGACAACUCAUUGCCAAACCAGCCAAACGGACUUAAUAAAACACACACACACACACACACAAACACACACACACACACACACACACACAGCUGCCAAAGUUCAGCAAGGCACAGCACGUCCAGGAGCAGCAAUGAUGUCUUUCAAUCCACAGAUCAUCCACAGAGCAUUCCCUUUUAUUUAGGUUUAGUUUUUUUUCUAAGUUAAAGUUAUGGUUCAUGUUAAUCAACUGUAUGCUAAACGUGAGCAUAUAUAUUUUUAUAAUCAUCUGAACUUUUCUGUUUUCAGUUCAACUCCACUCUCUAGGCUCUGUGUGUUUCCAUAGAUUCUGUUAACUGCUUGACAAGGUUAAUAGCCUGGUAAUAAAAAUCCCCCUUAACCCUAAAAAUAGACUGUAUAUCACACCUGACCUCUAUAUUAUUAACGUACUGUACCUACUAUACCUAAAUGUAGGUAUUGUGAUAUAAACUGAGGCGGAGCUACAGUCUCUCAUUAGGAUUGAAUGGGAUUUUUACCAGAGUUCUCUAACGCUUGUCCAAUAAAGCAACACUAGAUAUUGAAGAAUGGAUUUUUUUUUUUGGCCUAAAUUUUCCCUAAAGCCUGAGCUUGGUCUGGACGGUUCCUAAUUUGAUAUCUGUAUAAUUAUGAAUGUUAUUAAAGCACAAAGAAUUCAUAA